GGAAGUCAGGAGGCAACGGAGGCGCCGGGGAACGGGGCGGUGCAGGAGGAUGGAGGGCGGUGAGCGGCUCCUCCCCAAGGGCUUCCCCAAGCUGAAGAAUGACACGUUCCUGCGAGCGGCGCGUGGGGAGGAGACAGAGCACACCCCGGUGUGGUGCAUGCGGCAGGCGGGGCGCUACCUGCCCGAGUUUCGGGAGACCCGGGCGGCGCAGGAUUUCUUCGCCACUUGCCGGAGCCCCAAAUUGUGCUGUGAGCUGACUCUUCAGCCACUCAGACGAUUUCCCCUGGAUGCUGCCAUCAUCUUCUCUGACAUCUUGGUGGUGCCGCAGGCGCUAGGCAUGGAGGUUGUCAUGGUUCCCGGCAAAGGACCCACAUUCACAGAGCCCCUGAAGGAGGUGGAGGAUCUGCUGAAACUGCGACAGAAGGUGGACGUGACUGCGGAGCUGGGUUACGUCUUCCAGGCCAUCACGCUGACACGACACAGCCUGGAGGGCAGGGUGCCCCUCAUUGGGUUCUCCGGGGCACCUUGGACGCUCAUGUCCUACAUGAUUGAAGGUGGCGGCUCCACUACAAUGGCCAAGGCCAAGAGCUGGCUCUACCGUCACCCCGAGUCAAGCCACCAACUGCUGCGGCUGCUGGCUAAUGUCAUCACUGACUACCUAGUGGGGCAGGUGGCUGCUGGAGCGCAGGCGCUCCAGCUGUUUGAGUCCCACGCGGGGCACCUGGGCCCGGAGCAGUUCCAGGACUUCGCCCUGCCUUAUAUCCGAGACAUCGCCCAGGCUGUCAAGAGCAAGCUGAAGGAGGAGGCGCUGCCCCUGGUGCCCAUGAUCAUCUUUGCGAAGGACGCGCACUACGCACUGCGUGACCUGGCCCAUGCUGGUUAUGAGGUGGUGGGUCUCGACUGGACCAUCCGUCCCCAGGAAGCUCGUGCACAGACAGGGAAAGACGUUACUCUGCAAGGGAACCUGGAUCCCUGUGCUCUCUACGCACCCAAGGAGAAGAUUGGCGAGCUGGUGAAGAAGAUGCUGGAGGGUUUUGGGACCCAACGCUACAUCGCCAACCUGGGCCACGGCCUCUACCCUGACAUAAGCCCCGAGCACGUGGGUGCCUUCGUGGAGGCUGUGCACGCUCAUUCCCGCCACAUCAACAAGCACAGCUGAGCCUGGGGGCUUGGGGACAGGACUCCAGUUUGGGCACAGUUGCCCCAAGUGGUCACCGGCUCGCUCCAGGCUGGGCUGCAGCAUUAAACCAGCACCUUCUCCACA
Messenger RNA from Phalacrocorax carbo (great cormorant), 1264 nucleotides. The record is from RefSeq and is a predicted model, not a curated record. Lineage: Eukaryota; Metazoa; Chordata; Aves; Suliformes; Phalacrocoracidae.